Molecule: messenger RNA, 2073 nt
Organism: Eimeria acervulina
Lineage: Eukaryota; Apicomplexa; Conoidasida; Eucoccidiorida; Eimeriidae
Exons: 15
Coding region: 1-2073 (690 amino acids)
Molecular function (GO): protein binding
Source: RefSeq, a predicted model, not a curated record
AUGACACCGGAAACAAAUGUGGAGCGCAUGACGCUUUCCCAUGGAAUUCAGGAACGCGCCGUUGAGAAUCGCAGUUAUAGCCACCCCAGAUAUCCAGGCACGAGCGACGGAGACGUAGUCAUGUGGAACUUAAGUCUUAUUCUCGACGGACUUAGUAGACCUGAUGAGCGCAGGGCCGUUUCGAUCCUCAGACUGCGCAACUCGUGCGUGAGCUGCCUGAAGACAUAUCACGACCGCUGGAUCGUCGCAGGGUUUUCGGACGGAGCAGUGUGCUUUUAUGACCCACAGCUCCGUCUGGUUCGCUGCUUCGAAGACCUAGAUGCUGUGAGGAAAGCCACAUCUAGCCUAGGCUUGAGGAUCGUCAAUCAAUUUUUUUCCACCAGGAUUAAGUUCAUAUCUUCUUCCACUGUAACAAACGUCGCGUUCUUAAUGUUCUUGUUGCCGCUGGUUCCUCAGGGUCAAAUAAAAUGCGUAUCCUUCGUGGACGCUUUAACACCUGAAAGCCGUAUGUUUGCAGGAUUGAUAGGAAGCACUCGGCCUACAAUCAUCUUAUUGGCUGCAAGGAACACGUUAUUGCAAUGUAAAGUUGUGAAGCUCAACGUGACCCAAGCGCUUCCACACUUAGAAGGCUCCGCUUCUGCUUCGAAGAAGGGCUCAGCAAAUGCCAGGCGCCAGUGGAUGGCGGAUCUUAAAAGAUUGCCAGCCUUCGUGAUCUCGACAUCAAAGGCGCGGAUUAUAGAGGUUUCUCCAGCUGAGGGCUCCACAACCGUUGAGCAAAGUUCGAAGGAAGUGUUCUGGAAUACGGAAAGCCAUGCACUGCUGGGUAAUGUCUGGUUCGACAAGCUAUCGCCCACACCUCCCUUGCAGAGCUUGCCAACAGUUGCCAGUGGCCCAACUGCAGCAACUGUCGUUGGCCCGGCGCAGUCUUUUGCAUCGCGCCCGGCUCAACAGCCUCUCCCAAUAGCGUCACCUCACCUAUACAGCAAGGGAUAUCCGCGCCUCUUCAGCGUAGGUGAAGACCGAACUCUCGUCGAGUAUGAUGUUACCAAUUCUUUUGAGCACACGGGGAAGACAGGCCUUUGCCGCAUGUCACUAGGUCUUCUGAAGCGGGCGUCUCGCAUAAUAGAACAACGCGCCUUACCUGCCGGCUGUUUAGCGCUGCCGUCUCCCGUGGGUGAGCCGGACACUGAAGUCCUCAUUUAUUCAACAGAAGCAAAAGCAACAGUAUGGAGCGCGAACUCGAUGACUUGCAUAAAGACUGCCUCCGUUGCAAUGGGGAAAGGUGGCGGUGGCGUACUGCAGCUGGCUCUGGUGCAGGAUUGGACCCAAACUGCAAACGAAGGAAAGAAAUUCAGCAUGUUUGAGGCGCCUGCAACAGUAAGCAGUCAUCUAGUGCUUCUCCCGUUCUCGCAGCGAUCCAUUCAAGAGUGCCCAUCCGGAGUGGCGUCGAUUCUGUACCGCAUUCCUGGCGGAAGUCUCGGCAAAUUCUACCGCACAGCAAAAGAAUUCUUCUACUAUUCUCAGUUGCGUAGUCAAGGGGAACGGACGACUCGCAGCAGGCGACUUGGAGGCACUGUACCCAUCAGAGAGCUCCCAAACCUUCUGUGCGCGAUGGGUGAGGCGCCAACACAGUUGGAGCUAAGUAAUAUUUUAAGCGAGUGCCGCGGCACUCAUGGCAUCAUGCACCGGCAAGGCACAGCCGCGGAGUCAACAGUGGGAGCGGAGACGCCUGCGAAGCCUGAAAGCAUCGCGUUUGAACGUUUCCUCGAGCUGUACCUGAACCAACGAGUUUCGCAGCCACUUCAAUACUCUGACGUGGUUGAUGCACUGAAACAAUUGAGUAAAGGCAAGGAAGGGGGCGAGGUACCGCCGGAGACCUUGACAAAGUUGCUCACAACUACAGGCGAGGCUAUGACAGAGGCUGAAUUGAGCUACUGCCUUGAAGUGCUAACAGGGUCUCCUUCUCUCUCCCUGCUUUGCUCCCGAGGCAGUAUAACGGGGGACUUUUUCGCACGUCGCAUCCUUCAAAUGGAGCCUACGCCUGGCAUGCCAGGGGGCCUAGAUCCCAAUUAG